AAGAAAUUGGAAGGAACAUUGAAAAGUCCAAACUCAAACGCGCAAACGAAAUCAACCAUUUUCUCUGCCCAACGGAUUUAACCAAAACUAUAAUCGGCGCGGUAAAUUACAGAAAGCCAAAGCUCGUCGUUUUCUCCUUGUUUCUUCGACGCAAUCACUUCUCUCUUUCCGUCUUUCCUUCUAUUUCAUAAGGAUCUAUUUAAAGUUUCUUCGUGUUCAUCUUUUGAUUUUCUGCUCACCAUUUGCCAGUUGAUAACUCAGAAUGGGUCAAGCCCUUGGUUGCAUUCAAGUCGACCAGUCAACUGUAGCUAUCAGAGAAACAUUUGGGAGAUUUGACGAUGUGCUUCAACCUGGUUGCCAUUGUCUACCAUGGUGCCUUGGGAGCCAGAUAGCUGGUCAUCUUUCUUUACGUCUCCAGCAGCUUGAUGUUCGAUGUGAGACAAAGACAAAGGACAAUGUUUUUGUCACUGUCGUUGCCUCUAUUCAAUACCGAGCCCUAGCAGACAAGGCUUCAGAUGCUUUUUAUAAGCUUAGUAAUACAAGAGAACAGAUCCAGGCAUAUGUUUUUGAUGUUAUUAGGGCAAGUGUUCCAAAGUUGGACCUAGAUUCUACUUUUGAACAGAAGAAUGAUAUUGCAAAGGCGGUCGAAGACGAGCUGGAGAAGGCCAUGUCGGCUUAUGGAUACGAGAUAGUUCAAACUCUAAUUGUGGACAUUGAGCCAGAUGAGCAUGUAAAGCGAGCAAUGAAUGAAAUAAAUGCAGCUGCAAGACUGAGAGUUGCUGCAACUGAGAAAGCUGAGGCAGAGAAGAUAUUGCAGAUUAAGAGAGCUGAAGGAGAUGCCGAAUCCAAGUAUCUGGCCGGGCUUGGUAUUGCACGGCAGCGUCAAGCCAUUGUCGAUGGGCUCAGAGACAGUGUACUAGCAUUUGCUGAAAACGUCCCUGGAACGACAUCUAAGGAUGUCAUGGACAUGGUUCUUGUGACUCAAUACUUCGACACGAUGAAGGAGAUUGGAGCGUCAUCAAAGUCUAAUUCUGUGUUCAUCCCACAUGGACCUGGUGCAGUUAAAGAUAUUGCUUCACAGAUCAGGGAUGGUCUUCUCCAAGCAAGCCAAACUUAGUAGAUGGGUCAAGAUUGAAGAUACUUGUGAAGAUGGUAUAUUAAGUGUGUAGAAUAUGAUAUUUAUUUGUGUAUGGGUUUGGUUGUUUUGUUUAAUUUGCAAAUCUGUUCUAUGUUAUGACUUACACGUAUAGUUGUCCUUUUAAAUUAAUAGUGCUUUAAAUAAAUAGUCACUCUCUCUCAAUCAAGUAAUAUGAAUAAAAAAGAGGACGUGGUUUCAUUAA
Messenger RNA from Cucumis sativus (cucumber), 1340 nucleotides. RefSeq names its product hypersensitive-induced response protein 1-like. The record is from RefSeq and is a predicted model, not a curated record. Lineage: Eukaryota; Viridiplantae; Streptophyta; Magnoliopsida; Cucurbitales; Cucurbitaceae. The transcript is spliced from 6 exons. Bases 263 to 1117 code for a protein of 284 amino acids.